GAAGAGGGCGGGGCUGCUACCCUCGUGGCAGCACUCACCCACGUGGCAGGAGUAGACAGAAGAAAGCUUUAGAAUUGAAGUACAUAGACAGGGAAGGCUUUAUAGUGAUGCCCAAGGGAAUAAAAACACCCUCGGGAGAUGUGGUUCAUCUAAAAACAAGUUUUGAGGCUGGUGAAAGAUUGGAGCCAUUCUACACUGGUGGUGAUGUCAUCCUAUCUAGUGAUGGCCGUGUCUUGUACACGUCAUGUGACUCUUUUGUCAAGGCUGUCAAUGUAGAGACCGGACAAACGACACUAAGUAUAACCGAGGAGGAGGACAGUGUUGCUAGUGUGGCAUUGAGUAUCGACCAAUCACUGCUCUCCGUGGGAUGGAGAUCUGUACUAGUCAAACUGUACGAGAUAAAUGAAGAGGGGUCAAAGUGCGUGCGCUCAUGGAAGGCCCACAAUGGACCCACGGUAACCAUGGCGUUUGAUGCCACUUCUUCUCUAUUAGCCUCUGGUUCCACUGAUAGUAGCAUCAAGGUGUGGGACUGUAGAGGAUAUUACUGCACUCACAACCUGCGUGGCUCCAGUGGAGUGGUGAGCAUGGUCCAGUUCCACCCAUCACGUCUACAACUCCUCUCAACAUCAGCUGAUAACAGCAUCAGAGUAUGGGACCUCCAGAGCAGCAAGUGUGUACAAGUACUGCGUGGUCAUGUGAGUACUGUGACAGCCAUCGAGUUAUCACUCGGAGGAGACCUACUCAUCAGUGGUGGUAGAGAUCAGGUGGUGUUAGUGUGGGACCUGGCCUCAGGCACAAUCACACACACACACCCAGUAUAUGAGGCCGUGGAGGGUCUGGUUGUGGUUCCCAUGGACACGCUAGAUGGUUUCGUCAAAUCAAAGAAAAAGAAGCGCUCUCUUUCUGAGGGUGUUGCAUUUGCUACUGCUGGUGACAAAGGGGUUAUUCGUUUAUGGAACUCGUUGACCUCUGACCCUAUUGCCACCCUCCCUGCCUUGUCUCAGAGCUACUCUGGACUCCUGUACAGCGGAGGGUUGUUAGUGGGCGUCACCUUCGACCACUCUCUCAUUAUAUACAAUUCAACCCAACACUUCAACACAACUAAGCAGUUGCUAGGCAACCUGGACGAGGUUCUAGACGUGUGUUAUAUAGGGAGAGACUAUUUGUCAGUAGCCACCAACUCUGAGGAGGUGAAGCUGCUCCAUCGCCCUACUGGUCACUGUCAGAGCCUGUCUGGGCAUACUGGUAUCAUCCUCUCUAUUGAUGCUAAUGGUCACUCCCUCGUGACUGCCUCAAGAGAUAACACCAUUCGUCUCUGGAAGCUCUGCUCUGGGACACUACAUUGUGUUGCUGUGGGAACAGGCCACACCCACUAUGUCGGAGCAGUGGCGUUGUCAAGAGUGAAAGGUUCGUUUAUUGUGAGUGGCAGUCAAGACUGUACGGUGAAGUUAUGGAGUCUCAAGGGGCUACAGGAAGGGGAGGAGCCUAGCAAGCUCUCCGUCAAGUAUACACAGCUAGCACAUGACAAGGACAUCAACGCUGUGGAUGUGGCGCCCAAUGAUAAAGUGUUUGUGACUGGCUCUCAGGACAGGACUCUUAAACUGUGGAGUGUGAAAGAUGGAGCGUUGCUAGGGACAUUUAAAGGUCAUCGUCGAGGGGUGUGGUCUGUAAAAUUCUCCCCCGUAGAUCAGUGUGUAGCCAGUGCUUCUGGGGAUGGCACAGUGAGACUGUGGGCUCUCUCCAGCUUCAGUUGUGUCAAGACCUUUGAGGGUCACACUAACUCAGUGCUCAAGGUAGCCUUCCUCUCCAGGGGAAUGCAACUAGCCUCCAGUGGUAGCGAUGGACUGGUCAAGGUGUGGACUAUACGCACUAACGAAUGUGCUGCUACUAUGGAUGGUCAUACAGAGAGAGUGUGGGCGUUAGCUGUGGGAGAGGAUGGUGGGGAGGUGGUCUCCGGGGGCGGGGACUCACUCGUCUGUACCUGGAAGGAUGUCUCUGAGAGCGUGGAAAAAGCUGAAAUUGAGAAACAGGAGGAGCUGUUGCUACGACAACAAGAGUUGGACAAUCUCCUCCUGGCAAAGGACUAUGUUCGUGCAGUGGGCGUGGCAUUAUCCUUGGACCAGCCGUACAGACUACUAGCACUCCUGCAAGAAUUGUUAGAGGAAGGAAGAGCCGCUGGGUCAAAGUUUACCGGAACUAUCCUCUCACUCAGACAAGACCAGCAAGCUUCUCUGGUGCGCUAUUCUUCUCGCUGGAACCAAAAUGCCAAGCACUGUCAUGUAGCUCAGUCUGUCCUGGCAGUGUUGCUAGGCAACCUAUCUCAGGAGGUGCUCCUCUCAUUGGAGGAUGUUGGUGACCACAUCAAAGGGUUUAUACCAUACACGGAGAGACACCUUCAGCGACUGGACAGACUAGAAGAGUUGUCAAUGUUUGUGGAAUACUCAUGUCAGAAGAUGUCACUAGUUGCUAAUGAGAAGACAGUUGAACUAUCAAGCAAACCAGUGGACAAUGAAGUGGAGACAGUGGAACUCAUCAUGGCCCCCGCUGACUCCACUACGCCUGUGGUUGGUAUUGACGACUCUACUGGAAAUGGUAUCCAUGACAAUGAUGACGCUAUGGUUACGUCCACCCAUACAGACAAACCCAAGAAUAUAUCGCGGAAGAAGACAAAGCUAAAAAGACUUAUCAAGGCCUCUCGAAAAAGAACUUCCAUUUGAAUUUUUUUUUUCUAAUUAAUUAUUUUAUUAUUGACAAUAAUGUUGUUUGCAAUAAUAAUUAUUAUUAAAUAUUAAAAGGUGA
Molecule: messenger RNA, 2799 nt
Organism: Halichondria panicea
Lineage: Eukaryota; Metazoa; Porifera; Demospongiae; Suberitida; Halichondriidae
Product: transducin beta-like protein 3
Exons: 19
Coding region: 108-2717 (869 amino acids)
Biological process (GO): endonucleolytic cleavage in 5'-ETS of tricistronic rRNA transcript (SSU-rRNA, 5.8S rRNA, LSU-rRNA); endonucleolytic cleavage to generate mature 5'-end of SSU-rRNA from (SSU-rRNA, 5.8S rRNA, LSU-rRNA)
Cellular component (GO): nucleolus; small-subunit processome; 90S preribosome
Molecular function (GO): protein binding; U3 snoRNA binding
Source: RefSeq, a predicted model, not a curated record